UUUGAUUAUUGCCUCUUACUUAUGUUGGAAAUGAUACAUAAAUUAGUGAAUUUGGUGAAAUUUGAAGGAUUUUAGUAUGCACAGAAGGGAGCAAGCUUGUGUGUUACAGAGUAGAUAAUUUUGCGCUGUGCAAAGCGACAAAAUCUGUUAGUUUUAUUCUUUACUGAUGUUAGAAGUGCAAGAGGGAUUUUUAAACUCAACCACUUUAUUUUUUCCAUUUUCAAAUAAAUACAUGGACCAUGAUUUUUAUUAUGUGAUGUUGAUAGCAUCAGACGUAUACUAUAUUGUAAUUCUAUUUUUGAGCGUGGUGCUUUUGCCUUCACCUUGAUAUGUGUUAUAUAUUCCAUAAAUCAGGUGUUAGAGCUAGAGUCAAAUGAGGCUACAAAUGAUGAGACAGAUAUAGUUGAUCAAUCUCCCAUGGCAUGGCCUUUGAUGUUUGAGGAUCAGAGACAGCAAAUCAUCAUGUUGUGGCAUUUGUGCCAUGUUUCAAUUGUACACCGUACACAGUUUUAUUUGUUAUUUAGAGGAGACCCCGCUGAUCAGAUAUACAUGGAAGUUGAGCUUAGAAGGUUGACAUGGUUGGAGCAACACUUAGCAGAACUUGGCAAUGCAAGCCCAGCACUCUUGGGUGAUGAACCUGCUGGUUCUGUUUCAUCAAGGGCACUCAAGCAGGAAAGAGAAUAUCUAGCAAAGAGAGUGAGUUCAAAAUUAACAGCAGAAGAAAGGGAGAUGCUUUACAUGAAAUGGGAUAUCGAACCAGAAGGAAAACAAAGGAGGAGGCUGCAACUGGUGAACAAGUUGUGGACAGACCCUCUUAACAAGCAACAUGUACAAGAAAGUGCUGAAAUUGUAGCAAAGCUUGUUGGAUUUUGUGAAUCUGGUGAACAUGCUUCUAAGGAAAUGUUUCAACUUCAUUUUGAAUCUCCUUCUGACAAAAAGACAUGGAUGGGGUGGAAUUUGAUAUCAAAUCUGUUGCAUCUGUAAGAAACACUCGUGUUAUAAUUCAUUUUAUUCAUUGACCUUUAUAUAUAUGGACUUCUGCAUUGGAGCAAAAUGAUGUUUGCCAAUGCUACUAA
Camellia sinensis is the source of this 1076-nucleotide messenger RNA. The record is from RefSeq and is a predicted model, not a curated record. Lineage: Eukaryota; Viridiplantae; Streptophyta; Magnoliopsida; Ericales; Theaceae.